GAAAAUUGAAGCAAUAUUCAAUGGUGUGAAAGCGUUUCAUAUUUGGUAAAAUGUUUUCAUCCGAUAAUCAGGAAAAAUCAUCAUUUAAGAGUAAUAAUUUAACUUUUUCAGCUUUAAACCAGAAUAUUAAAAAUGAAAUCUUUCAUUGCUAUUGUACUCAGCAUUUGUUUCGUUAAGUCUUCUGGUACCUCUUCUGAUGCAUUAGAAUCGUUGCCAGAUGAGCUUAUCGAGCUCUUCAAUUCUAAUGGUACAACAUGGAAGGCUGGAAAGAAUUUCGAUGGAUUGAGUUUAUCGCAAGUGAAAAAGCUUUUUAUGAGCUCAGAAGAAACAUUGACCACAAACGUUGAACAAAUAUGGCAUUCAGAUAGUGAUUCGCACAAGGAAUUUGAUGCUCGUACUGAAUGGCCGCAUUGUCCAUCAAUUGGUCAAAUUUUUAAUCAAGGAUUCUGUUCACCUUCAUGGAUUUACGCAUCUGUUGGUCAAAUGGCUGAUCGUAUCUGCAUUAAAACAGGUCAAAAUAUUGAUGUUAAAGCAACAGUUGAACACAUGAUGAAUGGCAAUUACGACUGCAAUAGCAACUUCAAUACAGCUGAUGGUGCUAAAGCUUUCCGAUAUUGGAGCACAAAGGGAAUCUUCAUUGAAAAACCAGAAAAAUCUUCAAACCAAUGUCGUUGUCAAAUAAAGAUGAACGAUGAAUAUUUCGGUGUUAGUAAUUAUAGAUUAUCUCAACAGCUGGACAUAAUAAAGGAGAUACUAAGCCGAGGACCAAUUACUUUUCACAUCGAAGUCUAUUUAGAUCUACUUUAUUAUAAAUCAGGUGUUUACCAAAGAACCAGCGAUGUAAAAUUAGGAUCUCAUCUCGUUAAAGUCAUUGGUUGGGGUGUUGAGAAUGGUGUCGACUAUUGGCUUAUAGCUAACUCUUGGGGCACCAAAUGGGGUGAUAACGGUUUUUUCAAGCUUAAACGAGGCGUUGGUGCACUUAGAGUAGGAGAAAAUAAUUAUUCUGCUUUAAUAGAGAAAAAUACAAAAGUUCCUUCCACAAUGGAUAAAGAGCAACUUUUCCUAGUCGCUCACAAGUGUAGCUGUGGUUGUGAUAAAUCUUGGUAGACAGUCUGAUUAAUAGAUGAAAUGUUCAUCAAAUACGUUGAAAAAUUUGUAUUUGCAAGAAUCUUAAACACCAUUAUUGUUUUACUUGAUCUUUGAACAGUAAAAUUCAGAUGUAAAAACAA
Messenger RNA from Tetranychus urticae (two-spotted spider mite), 1229 nucleotides. RefSeq names its product cathepsin B. Gene Ontology annotation, molecular function: cysteine-type endopeptidase activity. Gene Ontology annotation, biological process: regulation of catalytic activity; proteolysis. The record is from RefSeq and is a predicted model, not a curated record. Lineage: Eukaryota; Metazoa; Arthropoda; Arachnida; Trombidiformes; Tetranychidae.